Messenger RNA from Symbiodinium sp. CCMP2592, 2094 nucleotides. NCBI's taxonomy places the organism in Eukaryota, Dinophyceae, Suessiales, Symbiodiniaceae. The record is from the annotation of a GenBank genome assembly.
AUGAAGAAGAAGAGCAAGAAGAUUUUCAUCAAGAAGAACAGCAAGCCCGGCAAGAGUGGUGGCCCAGUCAUCAAGAAGAAGCCCGGUGCCGGGCCCACGACAUUGAAGGAUGCCGUCGAGGGCAUCAAGAAGUCGUCCAUGGACAAGGACAACAUGUGGGACGACCAGUCGGCCGAAGAGGACAACGGUGCGGGCUCAUCCACGGACUCGAAGAGAGACAAAGGGAAAGCGGAAAAAUUCACGAAGAUGAGGUUGGCAGGGAGUUUACCACCAUAUGUGGUUGACUUGUAUGAUAAUGCUGCCAACCAGAAAGAAUCCCCUCGCCAAUUCCGCACGGAGAUUAUCAACACCUUGUUCAAGAGGAACCCCAAGACCGGGCGGUACAGCUUGAUUGACGACCAGCCGUUAUUCACCGAGGCGAAACGAGUUUGGGAGAAAAAGUUCGGCACCGAUGGCAAGGAGAGCUACACCAAGCUCGUCAUGCGAGGACUUUUCUUCGGAAACUCGGAGUCAGCUGGAGAGGUCACCGAGUUCAAGUCCAAGGACGGAACGUGUUUCUACUCAUUCCGCAAAAUGACAGCUGGUGUUGAAACCGGACAAGAGAGCAGCCUGGGCUACACGAAGCAGGCCAAGGGCACCCAGCAGCAAGCGGACAUGCUGGAGGCAAUGUUCGACAAGCUCGAUUGGAGCAUGCCCUACAAGGGUACCGAUGGCCUGGUGGUUGAGCCUGGCAAGAAGCUGCCGAAGCCCAUGGCGGCCUUCUUGGAGAAGGCGGUGGCCACACAGAUCCGCUUGGGUGGCGAGACCAUGCUUCCUCAGGAGUCGUCGGACGUGUAUGACAAGCUCAAGAAGGCCUACGUUGAGAGCCAGAAGAUGCUCGGCGAAUGCCGCCAUAUCCUGGCCUGGAAGGAGAUGCCUGAUUCGCAACCUGUUUCAAAAGACAAUUUCGACAAGUUCAUGACAUUUGUCGCCAAGCAGACGUUGGCCCACCACGAGUUGCUCGCAAACGGCAAAGCCGUUGUCAAGGAGGAGCGAAAAGACUCCGAGGUGGUAUUCGGCAAAGACUACGAGCAGCUGGAGCUUAUGCAAGAUAUCCACUCAACUUUGCAGGAGCACGGUGAGGAGCCGACCUCAUCCACUUCCCAGUGCCUUCGAGAUAUUACACAACUGGCUAGCAUAGGCUCCUAUGGGAAGUUCAGCAACAAGUGCUACAGCGACCUUAUGAGGCGGGUGGAGCCGAAUAUUGCCGUCGCCGAAACAUACAAAACCAAGCUCCACUUUGCAAACCCCGCAGGUGAACAUACACAAGAGGUAUUGUUACCUCAUGAGCUGUUCGCUUCAAUGUUCGAGCAUGAGAAUGAGGCUUUCUUUCGCAAUGUAGCCAGCGACGAGGGUACACGUACAAAGUUCUGGGAUCGCAUGCGAUCUCACUCCCACCCGGCUUGGGAAAAUCACCCGCUGCUGCAUCGCAACAUCAAAAAGGCGAUUCCUAUUUCGGUUCACGGCGACGAGGUUCCCAUCGCUGGGAUUGGAAAGCAGUGGUCCAAGAAGCUCGUCAACGUGUCAUGGGCAAGCUUGCUGGGCAAGACUGAAACGAAGUCGACACAGUUCUGGUCGAUGGGACUGGUAGAGAAAACCGAUGUUAAGAAUGGCCCGUAUGCCACUAUGCGAAACCUCUGGAAGAUUUUGGCAUGGUCAUUUACUGCUCUCUGGUCUGGGCUAUGGCCGUUGACCGACCACAAGGGCAACAGGUUGGGGCUGCAUGGCGAGGAACGAUGUGGCGACCAGAUGCCUGGCAUGCUUGGGCUGGACGAAGUCAUGAAUGAAGGAAGUCCAGAAGACAACUUAGUUCAGAUCGAUGAGCCGUUUAACCAUGUUCGUACGAAAAACCGGAAGCUGACGGAGACGAAGGGCCAGACUUCGAUGGAGGACGAGGUAUGGGCAUUUGUCGGCGAGGACCUCCAACAGAAGGUGCAGCGACUCGCUUCCAUGUCCCUGAAGGGGAAUGUUGGGCCUUAUGCUGUCAACAAGAUGCUCAGACGUUACCGGUUGGCCCUGAGCAUGAUCUGGCGAGAUCAAAGGACGAAUGCCUAA